AUGGCCCAGGGCGGGCUCUGGAUCCUGCUCACACUGCUGCUGUGGCCCCAGCUGGAGGCAGAUUCUUUGCCUUUACUCAUGGACUCCGUCAUCCAGGCAGUGGCCGAGCUCGAGCAGAAGGUGUGGGAGGUGGAAGCCGGCCAAGCCACCCCUGCAGGGGUGCUGCUGAUCCCCACCCACCCCAGCUCCCCCAAUCCUCUCCAUCAUGCCCUCCUGGAAUCUCUGAGCCUCAGUGGUGCCCGGCUCGAUCCUGACCCACUGAGCACAGAGCUUCGAGCCCUGAUGGACCAGGUGACCCAACACCACAUUCGAGGUGGGCAGGAACAUGGGGUGGUGCUGGCUCCUGAUGGCUCCACCGUGGCUGUGAGGCCUCUGCUGCUGGGGUUGGAGGCUGGGCAACAGGGGCGUAGGGCUGUGCCGCUACCCUUGGGUGACAGCCUCAUCCCCCAUGGGGACACCGGAGGAAAUACCUUGGCAGGAUUCAGGAACGACUCUGUCAAUUUCACCUCAGUGGGGGACAAAGCUGAGCCCCCCACCAUGGUGGACAGUCUCUUGGCCGUCACCCUGGCUGCAGAACUGGGCCUGGCUUUCCUCCAUCCUCGCCAGACUCCAAGCCAACCUGGCCUGGCUACUGAGGGCUGCUGGGACCAGCUUUCUGCCCCCCAGACCUUCACACUGCUGGACUCCCAAUCGUCCCCGCUCACCAUGGCCUUCCUCAAUGGUGCCCUGGAUGGGGCCCUCCUGGGAGACCACCUAAGCCGCCUCCCCCAGCCCCGGUCCCCGCUCAGCCACCUGUUGAGAGAGUACUAUGGAGCUGGUGUGGAUGGACACCUGGCAUUCCGCAGCAACUUCCGGCGGCAGAACGGGGCUGCUUUGAUGUCAGCCGCCAGUCUGGCCCAGCAGGUGUGGGGGGCCCUUAUUCUGCUACAGAGGCUGGAGCCCAGACACUCACAGCUACACAACAGGAGCCAAGAAGAACUGGCCCACGUGGCCAGCUCUGCUUCAGAAGAGUUCACAGAGGCCUUCCUAGGGUGCCCGGCCAUCCACCCCCGCUGCCGCUGGGGUGCCGCGCCAUACCGAGGCAGCCCGACGCUGCUGCAGCUGCCGCUUAGUUUCCUCUUCGUGCAUCACACGUUCGAGCCCGCGCAACCCUGCACCAGCUUCGCGCGCUGCGCCGCCAGCCUGCGCGACGUGCAGCGCUUCCACCAGGACGUGCGCCACUGGGACGACAUCGGCUACAGUUUUGUGGUAGGCUCUGAUGGCUACGUGUACGAGGGCCGCGGCUGGCACUGGGUGGGCGCUCACACGCGAGGCCACAACUCCCGGGGCUUUGGCGUGGCCUUCAUAGGCAACUAUACGGCGACCCUGCCCACUGAAGCCGAGCUGCGCACCGUGCGGGACAGGCUUCCCAAGUGCGCCUUGCGCACCGGCCUUCUGCGACCGGAUUACAAACUGCUCGGCCACCGCCAGCUCCGGAGAGGCACCGACUGCCCUGGCGACGCCCUCUUCGGCUUGCUACGCACCUGGCCGCACUUCACCCAGACUGAAAACUACCAGUUACCCAGAGAGUCUGUCAGAGACCCAGGAAGGCACUACCGGGGAUGAUCCUACCAGAAGCCACACACUUGCAAUAAAAGAACGGAGGAAACAAAGUUUCUCUGCACACCUUGCCUGUUUUUGCGAGCAUUUGUGGUCG
This is a messenger RNA of Perognathus longimembris pacificus (Pacific pocket mouse), 1696 nucleotides long. It is a transcript of the gene Pglyrp2, whose product is annotated as peptidoglycan recognition protein 2. Gene Ontology annotation, molecular function: N-acetylmuramoyl-L-alanine amidase activity; peptidoglycan immune receptor activity; zinc ion binding. Gene Ontology annotation, biological process: detection of bacterium; defense response to Gram-positive bacterium; peptidoglycan catabolic process. The record is from RefSeq and is a predicted model, not a curated record. Bases 1 to 1605 code for a protein of 534 amino acids. Lineage: Eukaryota; Metazoa; Chordata; Mammalia; Rodentia; Heteromyidae. The transcript is spliced from 5 exons.